Seriola dumerili (greater amberjack) is the source of this 2063-nucleotide messenger RNA. It is a transcript of the gene acss1, whose product is annotated as acyl-CoA synthetase short chain family member 1. The coding region runs from base 3 to 2063 and encodes 686 amino acids. Gene Ontology annotation, cellular component: mitochondrion. Gene Ontology annotation, molecular function: acetyl-CoA synthetase activity; AMP binding. The record is from RefSeq and is a predicted model, not a curated record. The transcript has 14 exons. NCBI's taxonomy places the organism in Eukaryota, Metazoa, Chordata, Actinopteri, Carangiformes, Carangidae.
ACAUGGCCGCUCACCGCUGCAAGGGGGCCGGGUUCUUCAGGACCCUCCUGAGCCGCUGCAGGACACCGGGACCGGGACUAUGUCAUCAACAGCACCGGUGCUGUCUGUCCUCCGUGCCCGCUCCUCCUCCACCUCCACCGGGCACCUGGAGCCACCAGCUUUCCCGCCUGUCCCACCGGGAUCUGUACCGGCUCUCGCUCACGGAUCCGGAUCGGUUCUGGGGAUCCGCCGCCGCGGACAGACUCCGCUGGGUGAAGCCGUUUGAGCGGGUCCGGGACUGCGAUCUGAGCAGUGGGAAGAUCAGUUGGUUCCUGGGAGGGAAGCUCAAUGUGUCCGUGAACUGUCUGGACGUCCAUGUUGAGAAACAUCCGGACCGAGUGGCUCUGAUCUGGGAGAGAGAUGAACCCGGCACAGAGGUGAAGGUCACGUACAGGGAGCUGCUGGAGAUGACCUGCCGCCUCGCCAACACCCUGAAGAGCCAUGGGAUCCAGAAGGGGGACAGGGUGGCCAUCUACAUGCCGGUCUCACCGCUGGCGGUGGCGGCCAUGUUGGCGUGCGCUCGUAUUGGCGCGGUGCACACGGUGGUGUUCGCUGGCUUCAGCUCGGAGGCUCUGGCCGGGAGGAUCCAGGACGCUCAGUGUAAAGCCGUGCUCACCUGUAAUCAAGGUGUGCGGGGGGGCCGGAUCGUCCACCUGAAGGCCACAGUGGACGCUGCAGUGAAGACCUGUCCCUCCGUCCAACACGUCUUCGUCUCUCAGAGGACGGAGCAACCUGCAGUGAUGGGAGAGAGGGACGUCCCCCUGGAGGAGGUGAUGUCCCAUCAUGCAUCAGUGUGUCCUCCAGAGCCUCUGGACAGUGAGGACUUCCUGUUUCUUCUCUACACGUCAGGAAGUACAGGGAAACCUAAAGGCAUCGUCCACACACAGGCUGGAUACCUGCUGUACACCUCACUGACCCACCAGUACGUGUUUGAUUACCGAGACGGCGACGUGUUCGGCUGUGUGGCGGACGUCGGCUGGAUAACGGGCCACAGUUACGUGGUGUACGGUCCUCUGUGUAACGGCGCCACCACCGUCCUGUUUGAGAGCACACCUGUCUACCCAGACCCAGGCAGGUACUGGGAGACGGUGGAGCGUUUGAGGAUCACUCAGUUCUACGGAGCUCCCACCGCUCUGCGUCUGCUGCUGAAGUACGACGAGAGCUGGGUGAAGAAGUACGACCGCUCGUCUCUGAGGACGCUGGGAUCAGUGGGAGAGCCCAUUAACCACGAGGCCUGGCACUGGUUCCACAGUGUGGUUGGAGACGGACGGUGUCCUCUGGUGGACACCUGGUGGCAGACAGAGACGGGAGGAGUCUGCAUCGCCCCUCGUCCUGCAGAGGAAGGAGCUCCCAUCGUCCCAGCCAUGGCCAUGAGGCCGUUCUUUGGCAUCCAGCCUGUUCUCAUGGGGGAGGAGGGUGAAGCUCUGUCCGGUGACUCCGUCAGUGGAGCUCUGUGUAUCAGUCAGUCGUGGCCUGGAAUGGCUCGAAGUAUCUACGGAGACCACCAGAGAUUCAUCGAUGCUUAUUUCAAACCGUUCCCUGGCCAUUACUUCACCGGUGAUGGAGCGUACCGCUCAGAGGAAGGUUACUACCAGAUAACUGGUCGCAUGGAUGAUGUGAUAAACGUCAGCGGUCACCGUCUGGGAACAGCAGAGAUAGAGGACGCUCUGGAUGAACAUCCAGCUGUUCCAGAAACAGCUGUGAUUGGAAUCCCACAUGACAUCAAAGGAGAAGUACCGUUUGCCUUCGUGGUUUUGAAGGAGGACGUUGGUGACACCCCCCCCGUCAUCCUGCAGCAGCUCAGAGAUCUCGUCACGACCAAGAUCGCCAAGUACGCCGUCCCUGAGCACUUCCUGGUGGUGAAGCGGUUACCGAAGACUCGCUCCGGUAAAAUCAUGAGGCGGAUCUUGAGGAAGGUCGUCAUGGAGACAACCGGUGACCUUGGCGACGUGUCGACCCUGGACGACCCGUCUGUUGUCAAGGAGAUCAUCGAGGCCCAUGAGCUGUACAGGAAGAAGAAGUAG